Cylicostephanus goldi is the source of this 645-nucleotide messenger RNA. NCBI's taxonomy places the organism in Eukaryota, Metazoa, Nematoda, Chromadorea, Rhabditida, Strongylidae. The record is from the annotation of a GenBank genome assembly.
AUGGUUAUGAGGACGAAAGUCCUUCACAAUCAUGAAAUCUGGCAUUUUUGUGAAGUCUUACAGGAUAGAAACUGCGAGGUUGGAUUCAACGACUUACAUGGCAACCGUCAGGGUCCGCUAACAUCCACUCCCAUUGCUUCGAAAGGCCGCAGUACCUUCGAGAAAUUUCUUGGUACCAACUGCGUUACGGACAAACCAUCUGUUGUCAACAAAGUCAGCAAUGAUGUGCAAAUGAAUGACAGCUAUGUGCGGCCGCAGCAGAAGAAAUCAGCUGUCACCACAGUGCCAGAGUCUUCCUUUGCAGUAGUUGGCAGAUCAGUCGUAGAUGGUUUAAAAGCUGUCAACAGAGAGUCGUUCCAUGUCGAUUUUGAAGAGGAUGAUCAUGGAGAGAAUUUGUGCGAGCAACCUGCGGAAUACGUUGACGAUCAAGUUUCUGACGCAGAACGAGUGGAAGUCGUUCCUCAGCUUCCCAGGGUAGAACCGAACAUAGUGGUGAACAUGAAUUCACCAGAAGUGAUAAUCAAGCGUGAAGAAGAGAAUCCGAAAGUCGAGGUAAGCACUAUCAAGUCUACAGUGUCACUACGUAAAAAUUUCUUCUUAGAAACUUCCUCCUAUGCUGCUGAAGGGUACAAAGGUCGCAACUAA